UUCGACAGAGAGGGGACGGUGUAAGAUUUUACCCCCUUUCGCAGCCGAUAUCUUGGAGCAGCAGCGUCGCCGAGAGAAACAGCAGCUCGGGGGGAAGGAGGGAGAGAGAGGUGGCGACGGCGAGGACGGCGAAGGACGUUUCCCCUCACGAGUUCGUCAAGGCUUACGCCGCCCACCUGAAGCGCUUGGCAAGCAGGUGACACCAUUUUUCAUUGCAUUUGGCAAUUCUGUUGAAUGUGGAUGCUCUGUUUAUGUAAAGCUUUCUGGAAGAGAGGCUGAAUUAAUCCAUCCUUGCGCCCAAUUGCGGUUUCUGUUUUUAACCUGUCAAAGGCUGAGAGAUGGCCCAACAAGAUGAAGUGAAGACAUUUGAGGAAUUAGGGAUAUGUGAGCAAUUGGUGAAUGCUUGUAAAAGUCAGGGAUGGUUGAACCCGACAAAGAUCCAAGUUGAAGCCAUUCCUCAUGCACUUGAAGGGAAGGAUUUGAUAGGACUGGCACAGACAGGUUCUGGCAAAACUGGAGCCUUUGCUCUCCCCAUAUUGCAAGCUCUAAUAGAGUCUCCACAGCCUUUUUUUGCUUGUGUGCUCUCUCCAACAAGGGAGCUGGCCAUUCAGAUUGCUGAGCAGUUCAGCAGUUUGGGAAGUGAUAUUGGAGUUAGAUGUGCUGUGCUUGUAGGUGGAGUAGAAAUGGUGCAACAGACACUUAUUCUUGGCAAGCAACCUCAUAUUGUGGUAGGAACUCCUGGGCGUCUUGUGGACCAUUUGUCCAACACAAAAGGCUUCUCACUUCGCAAGUUAAAAUAUUUGGUGUUAGACGAGGCUGACAGGUUACUGAAUGAGGACUUUGAGAAAUCUAUUGAUGAAAUUUUGAAUGUUAUACCUCGUGAGCGGAGGACCUAUUUGUUUUCUGCCACUAUGACAAAAAAGGUGAAGAAACUCCAGAGAGCUUGUUUGAGGAACCCAGUGAAGAUUGAAGCAGCAACUAAAUAUUCCACUGUUGAGUCAUUAAAGCAGCUGUAUCUGCUCGUUCCUGCCAAGUACAAGGAAUUUUAUCUUGUUUAUAUUCUAACCGAGAAAUCUGGAUGCACAUCAAUGGUUUUCACCCGCACAUGUGAAUCUACUCGCGUUUUGGCUUUAAUUCUCCGAAAUCUUGGCCUGAAGGCCAUUCCCAUUAGUGGCCAGAUGAGUCAGCCAAAGAGACUAGGAGCCUUGAACAUGUUUAAGGCAGGAGAAUGCAACAUUCUUAUCUGCACAGACGUGGCAAGUAGAGGACUUGAUAUUCCAUCAGUGGAUACAGUUAUAAAUUAUGAUAUCCCGUCUAACUCUAAGGAUUACAUUCAUCGAGUUGGAAGAACUGCUCGAGCUGGAAGAUCUGGCGUAGCAAUCUCACUGGUGAGCCAGUACGAGUUGGAGUGGUACAUCCAGAUAGAGAAUCUCAUUGGUAAAAAAUUGGAUCAAUAUCCUGCUCCAGAGGAGGAAGUCCUUCUGUUGUCGAAGCGUGUCUCUGAAGCCAAGAGAUUAUCACAGACGAAAAUCAACGAAUGUAAUGAAGGCGGGAAGAGGAGGAAAGGACAGGGAGAUGAGGGAGAUGAAGACAUUGAAAGAUAUCUGGGCUUUAAGAAUGGGAGGAAGUCCAAGAAGUUCAAGAAGAAAUGAGAUGCAGUUCGACAGCCAUGCUCUUGCUAACCUUCUAUGGACAUCGAGAUGCUUUAUCAUCCCUCGGUCCUCUUCUAUGUCGAUCUCAUCUCAUCCCUGCAUUGUGCGGUUGGCUCUUGGUUCACCAGAUAGACUCGAGUUCUAGAGAUAUCCUAUAUUAGCUGUUUUUAUUUUGCUUAGUUUUUUGGUAAUUAGCGGAAUUGUGCAGUCAUUCAUUUCUCUUCAAUUUAUACAACAGCAAAUUUUGUCGACUGGAAGUAAAUUUUAUUAGGUUCUUAUAAGAGUAAAUUUCAUAUUGUGAUGUCA
Molecule: messenger RNA, 1958 nt
Organism: Punica granatum (pomegranate)
Lineage: Eukaryota; Viridiplantae; Streptophyta; Magnoliopsida; Myrtales; Lythraceae
Source: RefSeq, a predicted model, not a curated record